Molecule: messenger RNA, 642 nt
Organism: Sparassis crispa
Lineage: Eukaryota; Fungi; Basidiomycota; Agaricomycetes; Polyporales; Sparassidaceae
Exons: 2
Coding region: 1-642 (213 amino acids)
Source: RefSeq, a predicted model, not a curated record
AUGUUUUACCAUGCUUCCGAAGAUCUGGUUUACUGGAAGACCCUGGAUCGCCUUGUCCUUCCUAGCCUACGAGAGACACAUCCCUUGGGCCCUGUCCGCCGAGUCGAUGUCUUAAGUUGCUUCGACUAUCUGGAGGGUCCGGAUACGAAAGAUCCUGUGACAUUGCUGACGCAGCUGUCCCCAGUAGUCUUCUGCUGUCGUGUGUGGCGGUCGUCCUUGAGCUUCUAUCCUGUCCUUGCAAAGACGUUGCACAGCUUGAGGUAUCUCGACCUCACCAUUAAGACAGAGGGAAAACAAUAUUGGGACAAUGUAGAUGGCCCCAGUGAAGAGAAAUUGCUGGAGCAUGUGAGGGCCCAUGUCGAUCGUGUCUGUAGUUGCAGGUUUGCGCUCACUGGCAUGCGCAUCCGGGUCGAUGCCUGGGAUUGUGAGCGAGUCACUGCGGAUGUGCUCCUGCGCAUGGCACUGCAUGCUGCCAGGAUUCUGAUAUCGCUCAACUACAUCGGCGUAGGCGGCAUAUCAACAAACUGGGCGACGUGGUACCGCGUUUGGUCUCACGAUGGUGAACAACCCGUCCUAGAGGCACUUCCUGCUCGCGAUGCAGUCAAAGUCGAGCGGGAGCUCCUCGACACGCAACGUUCGUGA